GUGAAUCAUAUCUGAUUUCAAUGAUCUGAAAAAAAAUAAUAAUAAUAAAAAAGAAUUAAAAAAAAAAUCACUAGGGACUGUCAGAAUGUAGGCCUAUAUGAUGGCCAAAAACGUUAAGUAUGACGUCAUUAUGACGUCAUCGUGGUCGGCGGAAGGAGACUAUGGAAUGAUAAGCAUUAUUGACAGCUAUGGCUUUCUCAAAGUUCUUCGUCAUCUUUACGAUGGUGAUAAUCCUAAUGGCUGACCAGUCUGAAGCAGAUAUGAACGUAAGACUUGAACAUUUCAAACACUACGCAAUAAUAGGUCAGCGUUCUGUCAUCACCUGUAUUGUGGACGAUCCACCUGACCGAGCCUAUAUUACAAUUCUUCGUAAUAACCAAGGCCCAUACGCUACGUUCUUCGUGCAAGUGCCACGAUGCUGUAGAAUCAUGAAGCCGUUUAAGGAAGGAUACAUUGCUGAUUGUCACCAGUACAACGUGGACCGAUAUGAUUUAAUUAUCAAGCAAGUGGACUUCAGAGACUGGGGUCCCUGGAAGUGCAGGGUGGUGGACAUUGACACGUCUAUUGGUGCCGCAUACGUUGGUGACGUGAUUGUAAAACAGGCGAAAGUACACCUAUCCACGGAAUCAACUCGCCCUAUGUUGUAUGAUGCGGUAAACCUGACAUGUCAAUUGGACACGGUGGCCCGUCUCAAGGCUGUGGUGCAGUUUUUGAGGGUAAGGCACGUAAACGCCAGUGUUUUCGGCUCGCUGUCGCAGGAUCUUGAGACAUGCUCUGUACUCAACACAACAACAGAAGGCUAUAACGCCAGAUGCGGGUUAGGAUCGAACAAGUCCGUAGCGAAUAGUAAAAUAUACACUAUGGAGAUAGCCAAGGUAUCAUACGAAGAUAACGCUGAUUGGUUUUGUCAAAUGAAAAACAUCGAGACUGGCUACGCCCAGAAAAGCAACAGGAUAACUCUGGCAGUAAUCUUUACGCUUAAAAGCAGUAAAGGUAUGAUGGCUAGAUCAGCCGGCAGCCUGGAUACUGGACACAUUGUGCUAAUCGCAUUGGUUGUAAUGCCUGUGGCUUUACUUGGAGGUGUUUCCAGUCUGUGCUAGCAAAAAAUUUAAACAACACACAAAGAAGAUUACUACGAAGACGAGGAUACGUUGAAGAGAGAGUUUUAGCACAAUAGUUCAUCUCAGACAGUGUGUACACUUCACAGACAUUAUAUUGCAUCUCAGUGUAUGCUCAGUGUAUGCUCAGUAUACUACCGUACAGACGUUACGAAUGGUGUUCGUUCUUGAAUCAUAUUGUUAGUGACGCAUUGUCUUAAAGGGACAUUCCUCAGUUUGCUGCAAUUUUUAAGAUGUUAUCGACUAACAGAGAUUUUUUAACGAUUGUAAUUAAAUAUCAAAUAUAUU
Molecule: messenger RNA, 1406 nt
Organism: Gigantopelta aegis
Lineage: Eukaryota; Metazoa; Mollusca; Gastropoda; Neomphalida; Peltospiridae
Exons: 6
Coding region: 189-1100 (303 amino acids)
Source: RefSeq, a predicted model, not a curated record